GCGGUAAAGGCGGGCCCGGCAGUCGGCGCCCGGCGCCGUGCGGGGUGGGAUGUCCCGGUGCGCGGCUGUGCGGGACGCGAUGUCUGUAUCCUCAGCCAUGGCGCGGUUGCCUCUCCUCCUGUGCGCCGCAUCGGGGCUGCUGCUGGCGGCCGUGGCGGCCAUCCCGCCGCCCGAGGAGGCGGCGCGCAUGGCGCGCUACGUCCUGCACAGCUGCGACUGGGGCGCGCUGGCCACGCUGUCGGCGCAGGAGGGGCUGCGCGGCCGCCCCUUCGCCAACAUCUUCUCCCUCAGCGACGGCCCGCCCGGGCCCUGCGGCGGCAGCGGCGUGCCCUACUUGUACCUGACCGACAUGGAGAUCUCCGUGCAGGACCUGGAGGUCAAUUCAAAUGCCUCCUUGACUGUGUCUUUGGCACAGACUCCUUACUGCAGGAAGCACAAAUAUGAUCCCCAGAACCCCCUCUGUGCCCACAUCAUCUUUGUUGGGAGCAUUGUAAAGGUGAAUGAUUCAGAAGCAGACAUAGCCAAAAAAGCAUUAUUCACUCGCCACCCUGAAAUGGAAAGUUGGCCCAAGGAUCACAAUUGGUUCUUUGCCAAAUUCAACAUCACCAAUAUUUGGGUCCUGGACUACUUUGGUGGAUUGAAAAUUGUGACACCAGAAGAGUACUACAGUGUCAAGCCUUAGUGGAAGAAGAUCCUUGGUGAUGCUGAUAUGGAAAUGAAUGGCUUUGGCUGUUUCGUGAAAGACUUAUUUUUUCUAUGUAGUGUAGAGCUGAAUUAAUAAUAUAAUAAAUCAAACACCUUGCAUUGUUAAUGAGCAUGUAUUACUCUUAUGAAGCAGAUUGAACUUCUCACUAACUUGAUUCAUGUCACAAUGAAAAACCUUUGUGCAUAAGCAAUAACUAAAUUGUACCCACUGGAUGUGAAUUUGGAAAGGUGUCUGACAGUGUGCAUUCAGAAAUGUUGUGUUUACUGGAAUCUAAAGGAUUAGUCCAGUUCUAAAGUGCCUUAUUUAAAUAAUGUUUCUGAGCACUUUUCAAUAUUAUUUUUAGUAGCAGUUUAGUUUAGAAUUUUAUGGUGAAGUUCUACAGGAUGGCUCUGCUGAUGGAAUGGAAAGCAUUGUCUGUAUUACAGUGACAAAGGAUGUGCUGAGUUUCCAAAUCCUGUUAAGAAUUUUCUCUGCACAUUGAUAAACUCACUUUUUGGAGCCAUUUUUCUGUUUUAUGGAAUGUGCUGUAGAAUACAGUUGUGUUCAUGCCAGCUGUACUUAUACCUCAGGAUGAGUUCUUGGUAAUUCCUCAGCUGAUUAUGUGCCCUGACUCUGUAAUAGAAGCAGAUCUGUAGUACCUAAAAUAUCUGACUCAAGAAGAGUAGUGUCUUGUAAAUUCAGUGAGAAUGGUGUGA
Messenger RNA from Melospiza georgiana, 1401 nucleotides. It is a transcript of the gene CREG1, whose product is annotated as cellular repressor of E1A stimulated genes 1. The transcript is spliced from 4 exons. The coding region runs from base 50 to 682 and encodes 210 amino acids. The record is from RefSeq and is a predicted model, not a curated record. Lineage: Eukaryota; Metazoa; Chordata; Aves; Passeriformes; Passerellidae.